AUGAAGGAAGUCCCGCCAACCCUCCGUUUAAUACGGGAAGAUGACAGCAUCUUUUAUAUUAACGUGAUGGAAUGUCCUACGUGGUUUGACUUCUUGAUCCGGAUUCAUCACAUUUACUCAUGCUGGCUAAAAAGACACAUUGAUGCUGAAAAGUGCGAGUUUUAUAAUGCAGACACAGAUGAAGCCCUCGACGCUGACUCCUGGCCUUCUGUUUUACAUAAGGCAAGGACAUAUGGCUUUUGCAUAACUGUUCUUGUCGUUCUGAAUACACGCAAAUUACCUCAUCAUGAAGUGGACCGCGAAAAUGAGGCAUACUUUAUCGAGCCCGAUACCGAUACGAGGACAUGGGUCAGAAUGUCAAAAAGAUUUAUAGACGUGGAGACCCUAGAUGCCUUCAAUUUACCAUGGGAGGAGGACAAAGAGGAUUCAACAAUGGUUAUUAUCAAGACCUACUUGGAUGUCGAUUUCACGGAGGUUUUAUUCGAGCAUACCCGGAGAUCCCGAAGGAUGAGGGGAGAAGAUGAAGUUUGUGAGUUAUCAGACAGUGAAGCUGAGGAUCGCAAAUCUGUGAGCGGUGACAAAAAUAGGCACCAUACUAGACUUGCUUGGCAUUGGCCUGGCUGCUCAGAAAAGGACCCUGCAGAUGAGCUGAGGAGAGCCGAAGGGGAAAUGUUUUGGACCCCAAGGUCAUCCGCCCUGGAUGGUUUAGACCUAGAGGAUGAGGGCUACCAGACUCCUCUGUCAACCCAUGAUCCUUCGGAUACUUCAAAAAGACCCUCUAGGCACUCGAACAAUAGCCGCGCUGAAAAGGCCAUCUUGCCGUACCUAUCGUGGCCACUAGCUUCUGAAAUCCCUGCUCUGUCUCGCGGCCAAGAGCAGAAAACGAUAACCCGAGUACCCGAAUCACAAAUAGCACAUAGUCGGAAACGUGAUCCCUUUUUGGUCGCUCCUAAAUAUCUGUACGCGAUACUUCAAAGAGAAGCAGCCUUUGCGAAACUCCCGAGCGUCAAGAAAUCGCAUCUAAUUGAAUUGCAAGACUCUUUCUUUGAUGAGAUGCCAACAGAGACUUACUAUCCAGAAAUUGAAAUAUGUAACCGUUUAUGCUAUUUGGUUGAUCACUUCCUCCCGGAUGGUACGGAAUGCCUGCUCAAAGACAAGAUAUACGGAGGGCUUUAUACGAUCUUCAAAGAGUGUCUUAAGACUCCUCACCAUACAAAGCUCACUAGGCUGCCUCAGCUGAAGGACUUCGCCGACCGGUCUACAAGGCUAUUGAAGCUGUCCAGCGAGAUCCGUGCCGGCAUUCGGAGUGAUAUGAGCCGCCUGCCUCUCCUUACAGCUCAUAUGGACUGUUUUAUGGAGUUAUGUAGGGCUAUUAGCCAUCUUUGUUACUUUAUCCAACAUGCACUAUCGGAUGAACACCAAUCCACGGGAACCCACCCCGGAAAAGGUCAGCCAGAUCCAACCACCCUGGACAAAGGCUUAGGCUUGGAUGACCCCGGAGAAGAUAUCCACAUGGCAGGAUAUUCGAAGUUUGACAUAACAUCGCCUUCCGAAGCAUUCACCAUGGAAGGUUCCAUAAUCAAGGACCGAGAAGUCACUCGGAGUAUAUCGCCGCAGUCCAAAGCUACAGAGGGCUCCUGGUCGGAUUACCCUGCUAUCCCAUCUCAUAGAGUGUCGCGUCCCAUUGCUUCUACAGCUAGCGAUCACAGCAUCAAAGAUCGAAGCAUUCCUCGAAAGCAAAAAACGGACCAUCGAGCCAGAGCCUGGGGUGACAGAGAGUGUGAUAAGACGGAGCCUGAUAUCGACAAAAUUUCCUGGAUGGACGGAUCCCAGGCGCUCAAAGAGGCGGAGGAUCUACUAAUUGAAUCUAAGUAUUCAAUUAUCUGCACGUUAAUAGAGACAAACCCUCUAGAUAUUGAUGAUUAUAUCGCCGUGGGACCGUCCCGAAUUGCAUCCUCAAUUUUGGAACACGUCUCCCUUGGUUUGAGUGACCUGGAUGGCGCGGGGUCAUUUCGUCUUGAGGAAAUCUACAGAGAUUAUUCUUCCCAGUUGAGAAUCAAAGUGAGAGAUAAGCCUUCUCGAGCCUUGCUCGAUGACUUGGACCUUCUUGAGGAGGAGUUAGAGUGCAUUCUCUCAGCAAUCCAGAAACAAAAGACGGUGCUGGAAAAGUUCAUGGAUUUCGUCGCAGACAACAUCUCCAAGUCCCGAAGGGGCUCAAAAGACGUAAUCCAAAACUCCAUCCGGGAACUAAAUGACAAGGCAGAUCUGUAUAGUGAAAUGAACUCUGGCAUUGAGAAGCUAAGGAGAAGGGUAGUACGUCAAGUCGACCUCCAACAAGAUAAUAAUAGUAAGGCGAUCCUUGUCUUUACUAUUGUGACUGUUGUAUUCCUCCCAUUAUCAUUCAUGACGAGCUACCUCGGUAUGAAUACCCGUGACAUACGGGAUAUGGACCGGGAUCAGUGGCUGUUCUGGGCAAUUGCGGGUCCUCUCACGUUGUUCAUCGUUGGGGUGUGCAUGGUCGUGGCCUAUGAAGGUGAAAGGAUACGCGAUGUGAUCGCCCAGUGUCUGGUCAAGACCUGGGGGGGAACUAAACGGGCCAGAGUGGAUGUAUAG
Molecule: messenger RNA, 2613 nt
Organism: Aspergillus caelatus
Lineage: Eukaryota; Fungi; Ascomycota; Eurotiomycetes; Eurotiales; Aspergillaceae
Exons: 6
Coding region: 1-2613 (870 amino acids)
Biological process (GO): metal ion transport; transmembrane transport
Cellular component (GO): membrane
Molecular function (GO): cobalt ion transmembrane transporter activity; cobalt ion binding; magnesium ion binding
Source: RefSeq, a predicted model, not a curated record